CUUUCAAUAAUCAACUUCAUUCUAAAUUGAAAAAAUAUAUUCAAAUAUUAAACAUGAAGUUCUUCAUUUGUGCCCUUGUUAUGUGUGCCCUCUCUACGACCGCUCUGUCAAAUGUUGUUCCGCUCGCAUUGAGUUCUCCACUUCUUUAUUCAGCAGGACCAGGAUAUGUCAUUGAUAACUCUCAACAGAUUGUUUUUCCAGCUCCAUCAGCUCCAUCCGGUGUCUAUCUUUAUAGCAGCCCUCUCGUCCUACCAUCAGUUAGAUUAAGUGCUGAAGGUACUUAUAUCGAAAGGACACCUGGCUCUGAACAUAUUGCUUCACUUCCUGGACACUACGCCUCAGCUUCUUCUAUCAACUUACAACAAGCUCCAGGAACCAAUCAAGACAAAACUAGAGAUUCCAGCACCCUUGCUCCAUCAGUAGCAAUUCAUGGUUCAGCUUUCCCAGCAGUUUUUCCGCUAACUUAUUCUCCGUUUGUUAUUCCAGCACCAAUUGUUGUUCCUAGUGAAGCAACUUAUGUAGCUAAAAAUCUUGGAAUUGAACAUAUUGCUCCAUUACCAGGACAUUCAUUAUCGGCUUUGUCUUUAAACUUGGAACCAGCACCAGGAUCGAAAUAAUUUCACAAACUACUUCAACUGGAAGAAAUCAAUGAUACCACGACCAAUACCAUUAAAACAAAAACUGAUACAAAUGAGUUAUGAAAUAAAUCCACUCUUUUAAAUAA
This is a messenger RNA of Eupeodes corollae, 724 nucleotides long. RefSeq names its product adult cuticle protein 1-like. The transcript has 2 exons. The coding region runs from base 54 to 617 and encodes 187 amino acids. The record is from RefSeq and is a predicted model, not a curated record. Lineage: Eukaryota; Metazoa; Arthropoda; Insecta; Diptera; Syrphidae.